Molecule: messenger RNA, 378 nt
Organism: Toxotes jaculatrix (banded archerfish)
Lineage: Eukaryota; Metazoa; Chordata; Actinopteri; Toxotidae
Product: urocortin-3-like
Exons: 1
Coding region: 1-378 (125 amino acids)
Biological process (GO): cellular response to nutrient levels; adenylate cyclase-activating G protein-coupled receptor signaling pathway; hormone-mediated signaling pathway
Cellular component (GO): extracellular region
Molecular function (GO): corticotropin-releasing hormone receptor 2 binding; hormone activity
Source: RefSeq, a predicted model, not a curated record
AUGAGAAGUGUGCGUGUGUGCUUCUGCCUGGCUCUGCUGCUGCCUUGGUGCGCCCAGAGUCAGAGGAGCAGUCCCGCUCUUGCCAAACUCGAUGAAGACACAGAGGGGGACGUGCUGGCUGUCGACAUCCUAAACCGCGGCGGCGUGUUGAACUCGUUGCUCCGGUCAGAGCACCACACGGUGCUGAGGCAGGCACGAGCCCCACGCCCAGCCUCCCAGGUGCCAAAGAGAGCCCAGCAGGGGUCCCGCUUUGCGCUGUCUCUCGAUGUUCCCACCAGCAUCCUCAGUGUCCUCAUAGACCUGGCCAAGAACCAGGACAUGAGGACCAAGGCUGCAGCGAACGCAGAACUAAUGGCUCGAAUAGGCAAGAGGAAAUGA